GAAUUGUAAUGUUUUUUUUUUUUAUUUUUCAGAAAAGUCAUGGAGACAGAUUCAGAUGUUCUUCAUUUGGCAACAUACAUGUGCCCAAGUUUGCCAGUAGAAUAUUAUGAGUUCUUAGCAGAAUAUCUUGAAUCAAAGCUACAAAAACAAACUGUUCUCAUUUACAAUUCAAGACGGUAUGGUCCAAAUAUCAAACAUGGAGAUCAUAAAUAUGUUGAUAUGGAGAUCGAAAGAAUUUCAUGGAUUUACGAGGUUGCAAGUAUGUUUUUGCCAAUAAAAAUUCCUUGAGCAGUAUUCAGCAAGUUCUUCUGAAGCUCAAACAACUUGGCGAGUCAGUUUCAUUUUUCAACAACAUUAAAGCAUCUGGUAAUCACAUGAAUUCAAUUGAACAAGUUAUUUCAAAACGAGCCGAAGUAACUGCUGUGGAUUCCCUGUCGCUGACGAAUUAUUUGAAUCGUCACUACUAUCAAGUAUCUGAGCUACAUCUUUUUGAAUCAUGGGGACCUCUGCCUCCACAUCCCAUAAUGAUCAGUACCAGGUUAUCAAAUGAGCUGAAGGCUAAGAUUGAGAGUGCCUUCCUAGACAUAAAAAAUUUACCGGAGUGGAGAGAACAACUGGCCACCUUUGGUGUUUCUUGUUUCCGUCCAACAUCAUCAGAUAAUUAUUUGGACACAAUGGAUUUACUGGAGUCUACUAAGUCAUUAACUAUAGAAGAAACAUAUUACUAAGAGUAACUGAAAAUUUAUUUAUACACCUAUGUCAAUUAAUUUCUAUAUACCUAUAGACUUUGUUCUGAUUUAUGAUCCUGUGGUGUAUUACGUACACUGCUACUAUUCAUAUUGAAGCUUGAAGUACAUUACAAAUCAUUUUGAUACGUUAGUGCCUUCUGUACACUUUUGAUGUAGGUAUAUGAUACUCAUUCAAAAGUAUCGGAACUUCUAUAAUCAAGUCUCUGUUUUUAAUUUCCAGACUAUGUGCCUUUUUUGUUUUAAGUAGAUAAUUCUUUUUUCUCUCAUUUAGUCAAUUUCACAUAACCCAGAAUAUUGUGGUAUACUUUUUGCUCAUGAAUAAGAUGAUGUUUUUAUAUUUUAAAUAUUUUUUGAUAUAUUGCCCUAUUAAUGAAUAAUGAAGACAUGUUUACAGCAUGUGUUCCUAACUGGACAUUACAAUAACAGAUUCAUUUCUUUGUGUUAGAUAUAGAAUUUAUAGUCAUGAAAUAAUAGUUAUAUGGUGUGAACUAUCAGUGAUCUUGUGGGGGGGGGACAUAAUUGUUUCCAGAUACCCAUCAGCAUAGUCUGUUUUAUUUAAAACAGGUGUAGAUAAUGGGGAUGACAUUGUUUUAUAUCCUGUUUGAUUUAGUGAUAUAACUGUCAUCAUUGCUGUUUGAUGUCAUAGAUUAUUGCAGUUUGGAAUUAUAAGAAAAAAUUUAUUGGUUCUCAUAUAACACUAGAUCUGAAGUGUUAAAAUAUUGGCAAAUUUAAGAUAACUAAGUUACCAUAGAUAUUGGUAACUGUGAGUGCCUUAGUGUCCAUUACUGCCAUGUAUUACUCAGUGUUGUUUGACUGUUAAUAGAGGAUCACCUUCUCAGUUAUGUGUUACAGAAGCAUCUGUUAGACUUAUUAAGUGUAAUUGAAUGCACUGAGUAUUAGCCCUCUCAAUCAGUCGUGACUUACUGACACAUCAUCCAGAGGCCAAAUUGUGUUACUUAUUACAGCUCUGACUCCAUGACCGACAGGAUUUAUAAAGGCCUUGCAACUGAAAGGGUUAGGAUUGCAAAAACCCUUUGAAGGCUAACUAGUACUUCAUAUUACAAAAACCAGUCCUUUGGGUCUCACGUCAUAUUUUUUAUCCUUAUAGCCAGUCCUCAGGAAGAAAGCGUUCAAAUCACAGCCUCUAAGAAUAUGUGGUUGAUAUUUUUUUAUUAUAUAAUUACAAGAGGCCAAGUCGUAAGUCUGUAGUAAAAGGGCUAAUUUCAGUUAUUACAGUCAUAGUAAUUAGCUGAAUUCUAAUGCUUAAAAUUUGUUAAUCUUCAUUUUUCUGAGCUAUAAAACUUUUGUUAAAUUUUUCUUUGUAGAUACGUGUUUUUAAUCAACGUUCUGUUUGUACUUGCUUAUAUAUUUGAGUUUAGUUUCAUAAUGUUCUAGUCUAGUCCUGAAAAUGACCAUGGAUUAAUAGCUGAAGCAGCAGUCAGCCUAAGAAUUAGUUAAUAGAACAGAUUAGGAGUUUUUCCUUGGGAAUAAGAAGUUCUGGAAAUUGCUGAAGUGUUUUCAGGGUGUUCUUGGUGCCACAUGCACAUUAGCUUUUGAUGAAAAUACUUUGCUAAAAGAAGCAUACUAAAAAGUGGGUGGAUGUGAAAAAGCUACUUCAUCACUGAGGGAACAAUACCACAUUUCCAAGAGAGUAUUGCCGAAUUGUCAGCCACCUUUAUGAUCAAAAUAUAAUCACCCUGGAAAUCCAAGGAAGCUGGGACCAGUUUACUUUACACAUUUGAAACUGGAGGUGUGAAAACCUCUCAGGAACUAUGUUGGACACUGAUGGUCAGCCUUGUAACAAGAAACAUUGCUACCACCUUCUGGGGAUCCAAGAAAUCUAGGACUGGCAUGGGUUGCAAGUUUAAAUUUGUAGGAGGCCUGAAAGCCUUGCGAUAUGAACUGGGCUGGACACAAGUGGCUGCAGGCUACUAGGAUUCACUUUGGAGCUGGAUUUAUUCAUGGAGUAGAUUCCCAGUCAAUUAAAGUAUGUUAAUCUUCAUUUGUUUGAGCUGUGAAAAAUGUUAGAUUUUCCUUUUGGUUUCUUGUUUCUAAUCAGUUUUUUUGGCCAUAUUCGUCUGUACUAAAUUGGAGUGUACAGUAGUCCCAUUGUGGAUCUGAUGUAGCCCAGAAGAUGACCGUGGGUUAGUGGCUGAAAUAGCAGUUCAAUUGGCUUAAGAAUGAAUUAAUGAAGUGACAGACUAGCUGUUGUUGUAUGUUUCUCCAAGACUUCACCCUGGAAGAUGUGAAGUAUUGGGAAUUGUGGAAGUGUUGUUAGAGAAUUAUUAGUCCCAUGUGUACUAGUGCGCACACAUACACAAACAAUCAUGUUUUGUUUAUUUUAUAUACAUACAAAAAUGCUUUUUGUCCUAUACAAUAGUUGUAAUCUGUAUUGUUAAUUUCUUCUCCCAGUUAGUGUUUGUUAAUUGUGUUAUCUUUGUUUAGAUUUUUUUCAUGUUGAUUCUUGUUCCAACCUAGUUCUGCCUGUUAUCUUAGUGGUAUUUUGAGACAUUAGAUUAUGUUUGGGAGUAAUUAUGCUGAAUUUUUUCAGAACUUUGUAGACCUCUUCAUAUGUCGUUAAACUUUUUUGCACACCUUGGAAAAAUGUCAUUUCUUUAACUUUGCUUCCCUUUCUCAGGAUAGUACUUUUGUACUGAACAUUAUUUCAAGUCUCAUUAUAUGCAGCACUUCAUUAUGCAGAUGCUCAUAUGUUUAUUUUAGUAUUCCCUGCACAACUGGAAACAUUUUUCAUAAUUGCCCAUCUUUUGUAAGUUCUGUAUAUUUAAUUUAUCUAAACCAUUUUUUCUGUGUGAUGUAAAUUCUCUGACAUAAUCAUAACAAUUGCAAUGUAAAUUCUCUGACUUAAUCAUAACAAUUGCUAUACUAAUAAAAGGUUUGGAAGUG
This is a messenger RNA of Macrobrachium nipponense, 3653 nucleotides long. RefSeq lists its product as uncharacterized. The record is from RefSeq and is a predicted model, not a curated record. NCBI's taxonomy places the organism in Eukaryota, Metazoa, Arthropoda, Malacostraca, Decapoda, Palaemonidae.